Messenger RNA from Rotaria sp. Silwood1, 2478 nucleotides. The record is from the annotation of a GenBank genome assembly. Lineage: Eukaryota; Metazoa; Rotifera; Eurotatoria; Philodinida; Philodinidae.
AUGGUCAAAAAGAAAUUAAAUAGAUCUCUUUUUUCAACAAUUAGUCAACAAAUAAAUAAUAAAUCAUCAGCUGAAUAUCAUCUUAUUGAUAAUGAAUAUUAUAUUGGAUUUAAUUCAAUUGAUGAUAUUCAACAAUUUCAUAAUAAAUUAAUUGAAAAACAAACAAAUUAUAAUAAUGAAAAAGAUAAUAAUCAACAAUUUGAACAAGAUAAUAAUGAAAUAGAUAUGAAAACAUUUGCACAAAAAUAUCUUAUUGAUUUACCUGAAACAUUAAUAAAUAAUAAUAAAAAUUUAUUAAAUAUAAAUCAAACAAAUUAUGAAUUAAAUACUAAAAGACAACGACGUAAUAUUAAAGAUUUACCACAAUCAAGUAAUUUUUUAUUUAUGUCUGAUGAUGAUAAUGGUAAUAUAUUCGAUAGUUUAACAGAAAAAAAAUCUUCAUUACGUACAAAUCGUAUUGCAUAUGAAGAUAUGAGUUCAAUACUUCUUACAUUAGAUGUUAAAACAUCAAAGAAAAAAAAAUCUUUAUCAAAAACAAAAAAUCAACAAGAACCCAUAAUAGCUAUUGAAUUAGCUGAACCAUCAAUGAUUAAAAAUGAACCUAUAGAACAAGAACAACUUGUUAUUACUCAUGUUAUCGAAACAAAAGAAGAACCUGUACAAAUAAAUGUUAUUCCAACUGGUCCAAUGUCUUUUGGAACAUCAGAAUAUUCUCAUGAUUUAGAUAAUUAUGUACAAAAUAUUCAUCGAUCAUGUACAACAAAUGUAUCUAUAUCGCCAUCAUCAUCAUUAUUACGACCAAAACGAAUACGUAAACGAAAAAAAUUCUAUAUUGAAGAAAGUGAAACAAAUAUUAAAUCAAAACGUAAACGAAAAAAACCAUCACAUAUAAAUAUUAAUUCAACAUUAUUAACUGAUGCAGAAAUUGAACAACAAUUUGGUGAACGUUUAUCACCAACUAUUAAAUUAGAAAAUCAUAAUGAAAUACAACAUAAUAUUAAUAAUCAUAUUAUUAUUGAAACUCAAUCUAUAUCUGAAACACCUAUUGAAAAAGCAAGAAAAAAAUUAAUAAAUGCUUUAGGACGUGGUCAUGAUCCUGAUACAUUUUUAUUAAAAAUUCGUUCACGUGAAAAUAAAAUAUUCGAAAUUGAAUUAGCUAUAUAUAGUACAACUGAUUGGUAUUCAUCUCGUUCAAAAAUUUUAUCAAAAGUUGAAGAGGCACUUCGUGGUCUUCGUGUUAGUUGGACAAAAAUUGAUAUUCGUGUUGAUUAUUUUGAUGUACAAAUAUGUACAUCAUCUCAAACGACUUCUAUAUCAACAUUAUCAACAAAUAUGAAUUCAUCAUGGUUUUUAAAAGUAUUAAGUGAAUCUGGACCAUUAAUUGUUCAUAUACAUGAUAGACGACAUCCACAACAACGACAUUUUAUUAAAUGUUUAUGUUCUCAAUGUUCAUCACAUGAACAAAUAAAUGAUUCAUCAUUACCAAUUAUUGUCAGUGUUUCUCCUGUUAAAUUAACAUCUAAUCGUUAUCUAUCAUCUCCAACUAUUCUACGUAAAACUUCUCAAAUAUAUAAUUCAACUAUAAUAUCUUCAUUAUAUAAUAUUCAUACAAAAUUUUUUCAAGAUCUUAUUUAUCAAUAUGGUACAAAUACAAUUAGUUCUAUAACACAAUGUAUAUUUGAUUUAACACUUAUUGUUAGUGUUCAUUCAUCAUUAUCAUAUUUUAAUACAACAAAUGAUGAUUAUGAAAAAAUUUAUCAACAUAUUAUUGAUCCACUUAAAUAUACAAUGAAUACAAAUGAAAAUAUAAUACGAAAAAAAUAUUUUAUUCAACCAGAUAUUUUAAUAUUCUAUCAAACAAUUAAAAAAAAUAAAGCAAAUAUAAGAAAUGCACAAUCAAUGAAAAAUAUAAUUUUUAAUACAAUUUUACAAACAUCAAAUGUAAUUAAAACAACAGAAUUAAUUCUACCAAAACAAACAAUAAAUCGUCGUUCUCUUAUUAUGAAUCGUUGUAAUAAACGUCAAAGAAAUCAAAUAUUAAAUAAUUCAAAUUAUAAUGGAGUGAAACAACAAGCACAUUUUACACCAAUUAUUGAACUUAAACCAAUUUUAGGUGGAUCAACAUCCAUUGAUGAAUGUGAUAAUGAUGAACCAAUUAGAAAAGUCACAAAAAUUAUAUCAACAAAUACAAUACAAAAAGAUUCACAACGUAUCAAUACUAUUACAACACGAGAGAUUACUCCGCGUGUAAUUCGUUUAUCAAUUAAUAAACCUCCGUCAUUACCUACGAAUUCGAUUCGAUUAGUAACAUCAACAACUUCACAUCCGAUUGCAUCUGUCGAUAAAAUUGAAACAUCACCAUUAGUACCUAAACAGAUUAAUAUCAUCAAACCGUUAUCAUCAUCAAUUACUCCAGCUAUUAAACUUGCUAAUCCGAUACUUAUUUCUAAUAAAUCUCAGCAGCCGUCGAUGAACUAA